Naumovozyma dairenensis CBS 421 is the source of this 1536-nucleotide messenger RNA. It is a transcript of the gene SUT1, whose product is annotated as Sut1p. The coding region runs from base 1 to 1536 and encodes 511 amino acids. NCBI's taxonomy places the organism in Eukaryota, Fungi, Ascomycota, Saccharomycetes, Saccharomycetales, Saccharomycetaceae. Gene Ontology annotation, biological process: regulation of DNA-templated transcription. The record is from RefSeq and is a predicted model, not a curated record. The transcript has a single exon. Gene Ontology annotation, molecular function: zinc ion binding; DNA-binding transcription factor activity, RNA polymerase II-specific.
AUGCCUACUAGUAUAACAGUGAACAACAGGGAUCAAAAAUUGCCUCCCUUACUCCUACCUAACCUAGAUUUCCAUUUCCAAAACCAGGGAGGCUCAAUACAACUUCCUAUUCAUCCGCAAUCACAAUCACAAUCACAAUCACAAUCACAACCACCUCAGCCUAGUACUGCUGCUAUUGGUCCUCCUUUAUCUGCUGCACCAGCCUCUUCCUCAUCUAAUCCUAAUGGAUUCGUAGGAAUAACAGAUUCCUUCUUUACAACUGUAGAUUCAAGGAAAAGAUCAAAUUCAAAUGAAGAAAAAAAUGGUUUAGAUAAUCUAGCAUUCUUAGCUACAAAAAGACCUAGAUUAACUACUUUCCAUCCUAAUGGGAUUGCUAAUAUAACGCCUCCACCUCCUUCUGCUGUACCAUCUUUCCCCUCAUAUAAUAAUCAUUCUCAUUCUCAUUCUCAUUCUCAACCUCAACCUCAACCUCAACCUCAACCUCAACAUCCAUAUCCUUAUCCUCAUCCUAAUCAUAAUGAUAACAAUAACAAUAAUAUAUCAACUUUCCCCGUAAAUACACACCAAUUUCAAGUACCGCCACCUCAUAACAACGCAAACAACAACAACAACAACAAUAAUAAUAAUAAUAUUCAAUUUAUUCCCUUAAGAGAAAAUAAUGGUUUUGGAACUUCUAAUAUGUCCAAUUCCAAUACCACAAACACAAACACAAACACAAAUACAAACACAAAUACAAUAACAAUAAGACCUUCAAUCAAUAAUGAAAAUAAAAAUAACGGGAAUAUUGGUACGUCUAUUCAUGGUCAAAAUAAUAAAUCUUCUUAUAUCCCCACGGGAAGUAAAAGACAAAGAAUUGGACCAAGUUGUGAUAAAUGUCGUUAUAAAAAAAUUAAAUGUAAUGCAAAAAUUGAUAUCUUAGCACAUGAUGAAAGAAUUGUACCAUUAUUUUCACAAUAUUUACAUCAUGUUUUUACUACAAAUGAAAUUAAAUCAAAUUUAAAUUUAUUGAAAAAAUUCAUUAUAACAAAUGAUAUCAUAUCUUUAAUGAAAAGAAAAAUUACAACAAUCUCGUUGAUUAAACAUAUCGAUAAAUUGAUUCUUUUUGAACCUUGUACUUCAUGUUCAAAAAGAAGAGCUGCAGCUGUAGAAGCCGCUGCAACUGCAACUAUUAUUAUCCCUUCUCCUACUACUACUACUACUACUACUACUACUACUAAUAAUAAUAGUAAUAAUAGUAAUAAUGUAUCACCAUCUCCAUUAACUUCAUCAACUUCACCACCACCAUCAUCGUCAUCAUCAUCAACUUCACCUUCACCUGGUAUAACAACAAUAACGAGUAAUAAUAAUAACCAAACUCCUAUACCGCCAACAAUAUUAGAAUCUAAUACUGAUUGUACUACCCUGCAACAUGGUUGUGUAUUCUCUAAAGGUUUCACAAGAGCUGAUAUUAAUAUCUUUUCAAAAAUAUUAACUAGAAUUAAAAAUAAAACAAUUUAUGAAAUGACUAUAACAGAUUUUAAAAAUGCAGGAUUCUAG